Cynocephalus volans (Philippine flying lemur) is the source of this 1078-nucleotide messenger RNA. RefSeq names its product titin-cap (gene TCAP). Gene Ontology annotation, cellular component: Z disc. The coding region runs from base 116 to 619 and encodes 167 amino acids. NCBI's taxonomy places the organism in Eukaryota, Metazoa, Chordata, Mammalia, Dermoptera, Cynocephalidae. The transcript has 2 exons. Gene Ontology annotation, molecular function: structural constituent of muscle; protein-macromolecule adaptor activity; titin binding. The record is from RefSeq and is a predicted model, not a curated record. Gene Ontology annotation, biological process: cardiac muscle contraction; skeletal muscle myosin thick filament assembly; cardiac myofibril assembly.
GCUCUGCUUAUAGCAUCUGACGCCAGAGGGCCCGAAAAUAGCCCCUGGAGGACGGGGGAAGGGUCUAUUUAAAGGGCCUGGGAGGAGCAGAGCUGAGAAGCAGUGAGGAGUGAUCAUGGCCACUUCAGAGCUGAGCUGCCAGGUGACCGAGGAGAACUGCGAGCGCAGAGAGGCCUUCUGGGCUCAAUGGAAGGAUCUGACACUGUCCACACGGCCUGAGGAGGGCUGCUCCCUGCAUGAGGAGGAUGCCCAGCGGCAUGAGACCUACCACCAGCAAGGGCAGUGCCAGGCGCUGGUGCAGCAUUCCCCCUGGCUGGUGAUGCGAUUGGGCAUCCUUGGCCGUGGGCUGCAGGAGUACCAGCUGCCCUACCAGCGGGUGCUGCCACUGCCCAUCUUCACCCCCACCAAGUUGGGUGCCGCCAAGGAGGAGCACGAGGACACCCCCAUCCAACUGCAGGAGCUGCUGGCGCUGGAGACGGCCCUGGGUGGCCAGUGCAUGGAACGCCAGGAUGUGGCCGAGAUCACCAAGCAGCUGCCUCCUGUGGUGCCAGUCAGCAAACCUGGUGCCCUUCGUCGCUCCCUGUCUCGCUCCAUGUCCCAGGAAGCACAGAGAGGCUGAGAGGGACUGUGACUCGGGCUCCACUGUGCCCACCCUGGGCUGGGCCUUUCCUGGCUAGGACCAUGGAGGGGAGCCGCUGGCCGUGGAUGCUUUGUAGUUUACCCGGAGUUGGGGGCUAAGGGAGGAGGGAGCGAGAGACCAGGAUGCCUAGGUCCCCUGAGUUCCCAAAAGGAGGGGGGCAAAGAUGAUGGGCACUAAGGGUGGAGAGCUGGGGGUCAGCACAGCUGAGUACCCCUGGCCCCAGGAGAAGGGAUGAAAGAUGCUGGUGAGGGCAUGAGGUUGCUGAGAGAAGCAACCCUGGUCCAGGUUUCAGCUUCAGAGAAGGACCAGGAAAAGCAUGAGGGGGAUCUGGAAUGCUCUGGAGAAGACGGAGGGAGGGGGAAGUGAAGAGGGCAGAGGCAGGGUGGGCCCCCAGCACCCUCUGUUAGCACUGCAAUAAAUGCUCAGUCAUGUUCCAGA